AUCAUACAUUUUUUCAACAAUAACUUUUAGUGAAUAUAUAGAUGACUGAGUUACUAUAAAAUUUGCUAAAACUAAUUAAAGGUGUUAGUGUUUAAUGUAUCGUUGAACAAGUUAAUGGCUAAUCUGUGAAUAGACAUAUAAAAUCAAAAAAUGACUUUGCUGAAUCACUCAAUUUUUGUUGUCAGUUUUUGUUUAGGUUUUCAAGUCGUAGCAGUUUCAAAUGUGGCAUCCUUAUUUCGCCAAGAUUGUGAUGAAAAAUGUGAAGUUUGUUACAAAUACAAACCAGUAGUAUUUAUAAAUCCCUGUUUACACCGAUUGUGUGCUAAAUGUGCUCCCAUUGCUUAUUAUCAAAAUGACAUAAAAUGUUUGGUUCGAUCAUGUGGAAAAUCAAUAGUGACAUACGAAAAUUCUAAUGAUAAUGGAUUAUGUUAUUCCUGCAAAGAAGAAGCUUCAUCAGUUGUUUUAUUUCCUUGUCUUCAUAAAAUUGGUAAUACUUGUGCCGAAAUACAAGUACUUUACAACUCGCAGUUUAUAUGUCCACAGUGCCAUAAUGAAGUUGCAGAUUCCGCGGGAAAAAGUAUAAAAACAAUAUGUUUAAAUUAUUAUUAUUUUCGUUUUUUGCAAAACAAAUUAAGCAAACCUAAUAAAUGUCUAACAAAUAUACUGAUAAAAAAUUGA
Molecule: messenger RNA, 678 nt
Organism: Daktulosphaira vitifoliae (grape phylloxera)
Lineage: Eukaryota; Metazoa; Arthropoda; Insecta; Hemiptera; Phylloxeridae
Exons: 5
Coding region: 151-678 (175 amino acids)
Source: RefSeq, a predicted model, not a curated record